UUGUCAAAAAAAUAAAAAAUAAAAAACUUUGGAUUGGAUCCAAAAAAAUUGGUGAGAUUUGAUUUCAGCAUUGCUUUCAUUUCACACUCACAAAGUCUUCACAGCUCAACUCAACUCAACUGAAGAAAAACAAAAAAAGAAUUAGCAUAGUUGCUGAAGUUGGUUGUAAUUUUGUAAUCUUGAAGCUAUACUUUACUAACCAUGGAAGAAGAAAAUGCUAUAGAUCUUCUUCAAAGAUAUAGAAGGGAUAGACGAGUACUUCUCGAUUUUAUUCUUUCGGGGAGUUUAAUCAAGAAAGUUGUAAUGCCACCUGGCGCUGUUACACUAGAUGAUGUGGAUCUAGAUCAAGUCAGUAUUGAUUAUGUUCUUAAUUGUGCUAAAAAGAGUGAAAUGCUUGAGCUUUCAGAAGCUAUUAGAGAUUAUCAUGAUCAUACUGGGUUGCCCCAAAUGAGUGACACAGGUUCAGUUGGUGAAUUUUAUCUGGUCACUGAUCCCGAGUCUUCAGGUUCACCUCCCAAAAGGGCACCCCCGCCUGUUCCUAUUUCUGCAGUGCCUCCUAUUGCUGUUUCCACUCCACCUCCUGCUUAUCCUACGUCUCCGGUUGCUUCUAAUAUAUCAAGAUCGGAGUCUUUAGACUCAGCACAAGAAAGAGAGCUAACUGUGGAUGACAUUGAAGACUUUGAAGAUGACGACGAUACUUCCAUGGUUGAAGGUCUCAGGGCUAAAAGGACAUUAAAUGAUGCUUCCGAUCUUGCUGUAAAAUUGCCUCCAUUUUCCACAGGUAUCACAGAUGAUGAUCUCCGUGAAACUGCAUAUGAGAUCCUCUUGGCUUGUGCUGGAGCCACAGGGGGUUUGAUUGUCCCAUCAAAAGAAAAAAAGAAAGAUAGAAAAUCCAGCAGCUUGAUUAGGAAGCUUGGGCGUAGCAAAACUGGAAGUAUUGUAUCACAGUCUCAAAAUGCUCCUGGAUUAGUUGGCUUGUUGGAAAGCAUGCGUGUUCAGUUGGAGAUAUCUGAGGCAAUGGAUAUUAGAACAAAACAAGGGUUGCUAAAUGCUCUUGUGGGAAAGGCAGGGAAAAGGAUGGAUACUCUUUUGGUUCCUUUGGAGUUGCUUUGCUGCGUUGCACGUACAGAAUUUUCUGAUAAGAAGGCUUUUAUACGAUGGCAAAAGAGGCAGCUAAAAGUUUUGGAGGAGGGCCUGGUUAAUCACCCUGUGGUUGGAUUUGGUGAAUCUGGACGCAAGACAAACGAAAUGAGGAUUCUUUUGGCAAAGAUUGAGGAAUCUGAGUUUCUCCCAUCUUCAUCUGGUGAACUUCAAAGGACAGAAUGCUUGAGGUCUCUAAGGGAGAUUGCCAUUCCACUCGCGGAGAGACCAGCUCGGGGUGACUUAACUGGUGAAAUAUGCCAUUGGGCAGAUGGUUACCAAUUUAAUGUUAGACUUUAUGAAAAAUUACUAUUGAGUGUAUUUGACAUGCUAGACGAGGGAAAGCUGACAGAGGAAGUAGAAGAAAUUCUUGAACUUUUGAAGUCUACGUGGCGAGUUUUAGGAAUCACAGAGACAAUCCAUCACACCUGCUAUGCAUGGGUUUUAUUUCGUCAGUAUGUUAUCACAAGGGAGCAUAGGAUUUUGCUGCAUGCAUUAGAGCAAUUAAAUAAAAUACCCUUGAUGGAACAACGAGGCCAGCAGGAGAGGUUGCACUUAAAAAGCUUGCGUUCCAAGGUUGAAGGUGAACGAGAUAUGUCUUUCUUACAGGCUUUCUUAACACCAAUUCAGAGAUGGGCUGACAAGCAGCUUGGAGAUUACCAUCUGCAUUUUAGUGAGGGUUCAGCAAUUAUGGAAAAGAUUGUAGCAGUUGCGAUGAUUACCAGGAGGCUUCUACUGGAAGAACCGGACACUUCCACGCAGUCCUUGCCAAUUAGUGAUCGUGAUCAGAUAGAGGUGUAUAUAACAUCGUCAAUUAAGCAUGCAUUUACAAGGACAAAUCAAGUUGUUGAAAGAGUAGAUAUGUCACACGAGCAUCACUUGGCAUUGCUUGCAGAAGAACUCAAGAAGCUCCUAAAAAAAGAUUCAACAACUUUCAUGCCUGUUUUACAACAGAGACAUCCUCAAGCAACUGUGGUAUCUGCAUCAUUAGUUCACAAACUUUAUGGUGUCAAACUGAGACCGUUUCUGGAUAGUGCUGAACAUUUAAGUGAGGAUGUGAUAUCAGUAUUCCCAGCAGCUGAGAGUCUAGAGCAGUUUAUAAUGGCACUUAUUACAUCUGUAUGCCAUGAAGAAAAUGCCGAGAUCUUGUUGAGGAAAUUGAAUCUCUACCAGAUUGAGACAAAAUCUGGAACCUUGGUGUUACGCUGGGUCAAUUCACAGCUUGGAAGAAUUUUAGGUUGGGUGGAGCGAGUUACUCAACAGGAGCAUUGGGACCCAAUAUCUCUUCAACAGCGGCAUGCUGGUUCUAUUGUAGAAGUUUACAGAAUUGUAGAGGAGACUGUUGAUCAAUUUUUCGGUCUUAAAGUUCCAAUGAGAUUUACAGAAUUGAAUAGUAUGUUCCGUGGCAUUGACAAUGCUCUUCAAGUGUACGGAAAUCUUGUUGUUCAUGACUUGGCAAGCAAGGAGGAUUUAAUUCCACCUGUGCCUGUUCUCACGCGGUACAGUAAGGAAGCUGGACUAAUAAAAGCUUUUGUAAAGAAGGAACUAUUUGACACUCGUGUGCUUGAGCGUGAGGAGACAAGGCCCCGUGAAAUUAGCGUCCUAACAACUCCAACACUUUGUGUCCAGUUAAAUACUUUAUAUUAUGCGAUCAGUCAUUUGAAUAAAUUGGAAGAUAGCAUUUGGGAGCGAUGGACACAUAAAAGGUCGCAGGAAAAACUCAUAAGAAAAUCAAUAGAUGAUAAGUCCAAAAAGGAUACCUUUGAUGGAAGUAGAACGGUUAUAAAUGCUGCUAUGGAGCGCAUUUGUGAAUACACCGGAACUAAAAUCAUAUUCUGCGAUCUUAGAGUGCCUUUUAUCGACAACUUAUAUAAACCCAGCGUUUCAGGCUCUAGGGUCGAUGUACUUAUAGAACCACUUGAUAUGGAACUUAGCCAACUUUGCGAUAUUGUUGUGGAGCCUCUCAGGGAUCGGAUAGUGACCAGUCUUCUUCAAGCCUCAUUGGAUGGCUUGCUCCGUGUUAUCUUAGACGGUGGUCCUUCAAGAGUGUUCUUUCCCGGUGAUGCAAAAUUGUUAGAAGAAGAUCUGGAAGCCCUAAAGGAAUUCUUUAUAUCUGGAGGUGAUGGACUUCCUCGGGGAGUUGUUGAAAAUCAGGUUGCACGUGUUCGGGUUGUGAUCAAGUUGCAUGGCUAUGAGACUAGAGAGUUGAUUGAAGACUUGAAAUCUGCUAGUGGCCUAGAAAUGCAAGGUGGAAAAGGCAAACUAGGAGCUGAUUCUAAAACUCUAUUAAGAAUAUUAUGCCAUAGGAGUGACUCCGAAGCCUCUCAAUUUCUAAAGAAACAAUUCAAGAUACCAAAGUCUUCUGCAUAAGGAAAUCUUGACAUCCAAAGCAAAGCACCAAAAUUUUCACUGUGACUAGUUUUCUGUGAAUAUUCAUUGCUGUAUUUUUCUUCCUUUUCUUUUUGUAUUUGAAAAUAGGUCAUUUGGUGUAUAAUUAGGUUCUAGAACUGGUUUUUUGUCUAACUGCAUUGUUGUUGAUCUCCAUUUGUAAAAUUUACUCCAUGUGAAUACUGUAAGAAUUCAAUUAAUGAAGCUCCAAUUCUUUUCUGCAUA
Medicago truncatula (barrel medic) is the source of this 3753-nucleotide messenger RNA. Its product is annotated as protein unc-13 homolog. The record is from RefSeq and is a predicted model, not a curated record. NCBI's taxonomy places the organism in Eukaryota, Viridiplantae, Streptophyta, Magnoliopsida, Fabales, Fabaceae. The coding region runs from base 202 to 3510 and encodes 1102 amino acids. The transcript is spliced from 27 exons.